AACUGAUCAAAAGAAAACCAAUUCAAUGUUAUAAAAAUCUUCAGUUAAUGCAGUCGUUCAUUUUCUUUGUCUUCUUGAUCUAUGGAUUUUUCCCGCACUGUCAAAGUAUAAACGAUGGAAAUAUAAAAAUUAAUCUGCCAAACCAACAAGAUGUUAUCUACAGAUAUACCAGGUCUGAACGAGGAGAUCCUGCUGAAAAAGAAGGUUCCGUGUUCAAGUUGAGGACAACUGUCUUCUUUGUUGUCUACGGGCUUCUAGUUUUGUUAGCAUUCAUUGCAUUUCUUGUAUGGAGACUUCGACGAUCAAAAACUCAAGAGAAACGGAAAAAUAUGGCUCUCAUGAACAUUUAUAGUGAUUUAAGAGAUACAGGAGAUGCAAUGCCGGAAGAACUGAAAAAUCGACCACUCAAUGAUAAGCUUGACUAUCUCCCGUACAAAAAGCAAUAUGAAAUUGCUAGUGAAAAUCUUGAAAACAAAAGUAUUCUGGGCUCCGGGAACUUUGGAGUUGUAAGAAAAGGAAUUUUGAAAAUGGCAAGUCCAAAGAAUGAAGAAGAGAAGAAAAUGAGGCUGACAGUAGCUGUUAAAUCGGCGGCCAAUUGCUACGACAUUUCUCAAACAAGCAUGCUUGCCGCAGAGCUUCGAUUGAUGUGUUCCAUCGGUAGAUUUCCUAAUGUAUUGGCUCUCGUUGGGGCUGUCACUUCGGAGUUGAGAAAAGGACGCCUACUGAUUGUCACGGAGUACAUAGACUGUGGAGAUAUUCGAAAAUACCUGAUUGAUCAUCGAAAUGUAUUCCAAGAUCAUUUGAUCGAAGAUAAAACAGAGCCAGAUAGUUAUUUAACGCCAAUCAGUGCUAAACGGAAAAAUUACGUUUUCAAGAAUACCGAUGAGAAUAGUGAUUAUGUGAUUAAGGAAAGUUUGGACUCUUUGACAACAUCUGAUCUUCUUUCCUUUGGACUUCAAAUAGCUAACGGAAUGCAAUACUUGGCUUCUAUUCCGAUGGUUCACAGAGAUUUGGCGCUAAGAAAUGUGCUCCUAAAAAAGAACAAAACAAUUCGAAUCGCAGAUUUUGGAAUGGCAAGAACACAUGAAAACAAGUCAUACUAUAUACCACAAAAAACCAAAGAUGCUCCGGUACCAGUUCGCUGGAUGUCUCCAGAAGCUUUCGACACAAUGAAGUUUACCGAAAAAUCUGAUGUCUGGUCAUUUGGUAUCUGCCUCUAUGAGAUCUUCACGCUGGGACAACUUCCAUAUCCAGAUGUGCCAUCAGAACGAAUUUAUGAAUAUAUGCAUAGCGGUAGACGAUGUCCUCAACCACAGCAUUGCCAUGUUGAAUUAUAUGAUCUUAUGAAACUUUGCUGGCAUGAGAAACCCGAGCUACGGCCUAACUUCUCUAAUUGCGUCGAAUACUUCAUCGGGCACAUGAAAAAAUCUGCUAGUAAACUUCUCGAAAAUGUAGAUGAAAUGUUGCGAGUUGAAGCUGAAAAUCAAAGAAAGCUAGAAGAUUGGAUAAGGGUAGAACGAUCGGAAUCGGUUUAGAAAUAUUAAAGAAAUUCAAAUGUUCAAAUUAAAUUUUAGACGUGUAUUGCUUAAGGAUGAAAUGAAUUAUUGUUAUGAAUCUUCAGAUGUUCAACAAAUAACUUUAGACUAUGAAUAAAUAUGUGAUCAACUC
Caenorhabditis elegans is the source of this 1668-nucleotide messenger RNA. It is a transcript of the gene kin-16, whose product is annotated as Receptor-like tyrosine-protein kinase kin-16. The transcript is spliced from 9 exons. The coding region runs from base 48 to 1535 and encodes 495 amino acids. Gene Ontology annotation, molecular function: protein tyrosine kinase activity; ATP binding; transmembrane receptor protein tyrosine kinase activity. Lineage: Eukaryota; Metazoa; Nematoda; Chromadorea; Rhabditida; Rhabditidae. Gene Ontology annotation, cellular component: plasma membrane. The record is from RefSeq and is marked reviewed. Gene Ontology annotation, biological process: nematode male tail tip morphogenesis.